AUGGUCGUGUCCGCUUUGCAGGAACCACCGAAUCAAUGUGUGGCCUGCAGCCUCGUUGGGUGGUUGAGUGAGGACGAAUUCGAUUGUGUUCACAUAGAGAACGUCGUCGAAGGGCUGGACGACCCGUUUGACGCUUUUACGACCGACAGAAACAGCUGCGAAUGGCGAACGUUCCUUGACUUGCAGCUGGGCGCGGGAAUGACGUCACGAAAUUCGAACUUCAGCUUUCGAUUGCCGAAAUGGCUGCAGUUGACGACGAUCCGGGACCUUGUGUUUUGUAUGGCAACAGACUGGCAGGACUGGGAGGAGGGUACCGGAUGA
Messenger RNA from Peronospora matthiolae, 321 nucleotides. NCBI's taxonomy places the organism in Eukaryota, Oomycota, Peronosporomycetes, Peronosporales, Peronosporaceae. The record is from the annotation of a GenBank genome assembly.